Messenger RNA from Bombyx mori (domestic silkworm), 7969 nucleotides. RefSeq lists its product as uncharacterized. NCBI's taxonomy places the organism in Eukaryota, Metazoa, Arthropoda, Insecta, Lepidoptera, Bombycidae. The coding region runs from base 4573 to 6042 and encodes 489 amino acids. Gene Ontology annotation, cellular component: membrane. The record is from RefSeq and is a predicted model, not a curated record. The transcript is spliced from 4 exons. Gene Ontology annotation, molecular function: transmembrane transporter activity. Gene Ontology annotation, biological process: transmembrane transport.
GUGGUCCCAAGACCGAUAGACAUUCCUUGAGAUAUCUUCGCCAUUAAUAAGGCUGGAAAUGAUGAGGCCAAGCUGAAUGUUAUCCAACCGAUGACUAUGAGUAUUGAGCUGAUAAGAAGUGCAGGUCUGCGGCCAAUUCGAUCUAUGAUUAGUGAGGUGAAGAGACAUCCUAUUAGUGUAGUUAUCCCGAUCAGUGAUGCUGAAAGAAAAUAUUUAGACAUUAGAAUUAUAGUCAAACUACAAUUACAAUACAUAAUAUUAUUAUUAUAUUAUUAGCUAUGUCUAAUGAUUUUUUAUAGAUAAAAUAUGUAUGCCUGAGAAUUAUCUGCACAUCCCUUUGGGACUGCUAUAUAAAUUUCCCGUACCCAACCAUGACUCUGAAUCCUUGUCCAAAGGUAUCUCUCGACUCUUCCUCAAGUCUGAGAACAGUGAUGCGUUAAAUCCGAUAACCAUACCAUAUGAUAUCAUGUUGAAGGUCACACUCGAUACCGCAAAGCACUGAAAAUAUAGUUGUAUUAUUAUAUCUAUGAUCGUAGGCAACAACUAAAUCGAGGUAAGAACGUGUGAGAAUAGAUUCCACUACCUUGUUAGUUUGAAGGUUAACUACCUCUUUUCUUAUGAUGGAAGAGUUACUGGUGGCUCGAAGGACUUUCUAGUUUCACCAGGCCAAAUAGACGAGUGCGAGCUCACUCGAGACCUGGACCAUUGUACCAUGGGAUCUAGGGUAGUUAAAGAACUCGGAAAAAAAUCAUCUUACAAGAAAUCCAAUAGUCCUUUUUGAUAUUUUGUAAGAGAUAAAAAAAUAUAUCAACAUUUGAGAACUUCGUACUAUAUAGGAUCUACAUAUAAAUGCUCCACAAUUAGUCUAGGAUAGUUAAAGAACUUUAAUAUUUGGGAUCUGGGGUAUUUGUUGUUACGUCGUUGUGUGUUUCCAACGGCCAUAACACAGAAGAAAAUCUUAAAUUUAGGUAGUGUUUUAUUUGGAAAUGAACAAUAUAAGCGUCUAUUUAAUAUGUUAGAGAGAGGUACAACAAAAACUAAAGUGCAGACAGUGAACACUUAUUCAAAGAAAUAACAAAUCUAACAAUCAUAAUUUAAUUAUACAGUAAACUAAAAACAAACACCUAGACAUCUAUCAUCAUCUAGAUCUACAGGUCGGAACAAAUUCAUUCUACAAGAAAUCCAAAAGUGCGUUUUGAUAUAAUAUUUUAAAUGAGAUAAAAAAUAUUAUUAGAUCAACAUCUGAGAACUUCGUAUAUUAUAUCUAGAUAUAAAUAAAUGCUCCAUAAUUCAUUCGAGCCGUUACGGUUGAUACGAAACGAACAUAAGGAUGGGAUUAAAGAAGACUAGCUGUACCCGUCCGCUUCGCUGGGCAUUUACCCACAAAGAUUCUCAUCAUUAACGCCCCCACAGCUGGUGUAGGGAGUCUAACACUCAUAUAAAUAUUAGCCUAUCCAUUAAGUACAUGUAUUUUCUACAUGGAUACGAAGUUUCAAGUCAAUCGGAUGCACGGCUCAGUAGUUAUAACCGAACAUCCGUAAAACCACUGUAGAUUUAUAUAUUAGAGAAGAAGAGUCGACGGCUUUUUGAAUACUUUACCAUAUCUAAAGAAAAGUAGCAUUGGUUAAAUCUCAUUCCAGAUUUCAUUAAAUUGAAUAUUAUAAAUCAUUCUCGACUCCAAACAAAAUGCCCAAACCAGAAACAACGUAGCGCAACGUUUCAAAGCUAGUCUACUAUAAUAGUCAUGCAAAAUAUUAAAUCUUCAGCAGCGAAAGUUAUAUUAGUGCCUCAGAAUUGUGUGUUUUAAUUUAACUUGACCAGAUAAAAAUGAGUUUGUCCAUCUAGUCACACCUCCUGAUCUUUGAACUAAGGUCAAACGUGGUUUUCUUAAUAUUUAUUUCAAAUAUAUAUUUUUUCUCUGCCUAUUUGCUGGUAUCUAAAUGGGUUAUUCCAGCUUCUCGCGGACGGGUAGGUGAGCUCACGGGCGCAAUCCGAGAGAAUUUGCUAACACUAGCCCUAGCAAGAACAGUGUUAAAUCUACCACCACAUCGGAAUCGCGACCCACUGAUUCACGCGGCGAGCAACUUAAUGGGUUAAACACAAACUUGUCAGAUCCCGUAGUGACCCUGUGCCCUGGGGUCAGACCGCGGAUUCCGAGGGGAGUCGAUAUUAAAGAUAGUUACAUGCUAGUGCGGAGAGUUUUAUUAUGAAGCCGAUAAUUUUUAAAAACGAGACAGCGUAAAAAAGGAGUAAGUAAGCACGUAGAACAAAUACUCCGACUGAAACUUACCUGCUUCAAGAGCGGUGUUAUCCAUCGCUUACUACGACACAUUUUCACAGAAUGAUAUAAAAGAAGCCUCGAUACAGUCUAUCUUCUUCGAUGUAGUUUUAGUUUUGAAUAACGUGUAAAUGCUUAGACAAUUCAUUUGAAAUUAUAAUUUCUUUAGCAUUGAAUUAAUCAAUUAAUUAAGAUACCUACUGGGAAAUUAUACAUAGUUCAGUUUUUUCAUCGUGGUUUUUUUUUAGAUUAAAGUAUUUCUUGUGACACGCAGACCUUUCCAGUUUCACCAGGACAGGUGAGCGAGCAAAGGCUCAGCCAGGAGGGGUGGGAUUUGCUAACAGCUGCCCCAGCUCCUCCAAGAGCAGCUGCUUGGCGAGUGAAUCUACUAUAAGAUCGGAAUCGCGACACACUGACAAGAUCCGGCGAAAAACUGAUAGUUGGAUUAGGUUGCACGUCGACCGGGGGUCGGAGGAGGGCGUUUGUCUAGCUCCGGCCCCUAUGAGGAGGCAUUCUCCUCUCGGUGAAGGUCACGGCGCAACCUAAAGGGGUUGAGGCUGCACCGCACGCUACCGUCACUCUAGCGCGCUGGCACCAGGAGGACGGGAUGACGUGUCGGCGGCUGCAGACUGCGAUGCGGUCCGCUUUUUCGUCGUCGCUGUCGUCGCCGAACAUACUGUGGAAGAGCAACCCGGUCGGCGGUGUAUCGAGUUCCGACCGAGUUGGCGAGUAAGCUCAGCUCUGCAGCAUACGCAGUAAAAAAAAUUAGAAUGUUAACAAACGCGGACACGGCCCGUUUAGUUUACUUUAGUUACUUCCACAGUGUCAUGUUCUAUGGCAUUUUGCUAUGGGGCAAUGCGGCCGAUGUAGAAAUGAUAUUUAUUCUGCAGAAAAGAGCUAUACGUGCUAUUUAUAACAUGCACUCAAGGGAAUCCCUGAGGGAGAAAUUUAAAGAAAUUAAAGUUCUCACUAUGCCAUCCCAGUACAUUUUUGAAAAUUUGAUGUAUGUUCGUAAACAUAUUGAGGAGUUUCCUAAACAGUCGGACAUACAUAAUAGAAAUACUAGGAACAAACACAAGCUUGUUGUGCCGAUGAGUAGGUUACAUAAGAUACGAAAUUCAUUCGGGUGUUUGUCUGUGCGCCUGUACAACAAAAUCCCACAUGAUGUUCAGAACCUACAUAUACAUAGGUUUAAGAAAACUAUUAAAGAACAUCUGUGCAAUAAAGCUUACUAUAAAGUCAAUGAUUAUCUAGAAGAUUGCACAAAGUGGGAAUGAGUUGCUCGCUCCAGGCAUUUCAAUAUUGUAGUAAUUGUUACGUUAUAAUACUCAGUGUAAAAAAUUCAUAUUUAAAAAAAACUAAUAUUAAAAAAUAAAUAAAUAAUAUUUUAUAUGUAAAAAAAAAAGACAUGCCCGCUGAGUUUCUUGCCAAUUCUUCUCAGGACGGAGGCUAGUUCUUGUGAAUUGGCGGUAGUUCUUUUGACGUUCAACAAGUAUGUACUUUCAUUUAUGUUGAAUAAAAUUCUUUUGAUUUGAUUUGAUUUGAUUUGACCCGGCAGGCUGUUUCUGGCCCAGCGGGGUAUCCCGGAAUACCAGCGGCAUCGCCCAGGCGCCCUGGCAGGGCUGCCGUACCGCGGAGACCGACGUCGUUGGUCGUCGACCAUUGCCCGACGACCCGUCGGUCGGGCGUCCUCGGGAUGGCGCCGCGUGUCUGGUUGUAGUGUUGACCGGGGGACCAGCUGCUUCGCGAAUGAAUUUACUACCGGAUCGGAAUCGCGACCCGCUGAGAAGAUCCGGGUGUGAAGAAGAUCGCCUAUGAGGUGGACUGAUCAGAUAAUAGCGGCAGUGAAUGGCUCAUCAUCUUUACACGAAUUCCCGAGGAGGGGGGCUACCGUCAGCGAGGAGUGGUGACGUGUUCUGAAGCUUCCCACCAACGCCUGAAGUGAUGACCACGACCACUAUAUCAAGAGCGACUGGGAAGAAGAUACAGGGUGUACACACUAUAUAUCGAACCGAAAAAUGUAGAUAGUGUUCUAUUAAAAUUAUCAAUUCGACGAGAAAAACAAAUGUUCCCAAGUAAAUAGUUUCGGAAUAAAAUGUACUUGAACGCAACGAACCAACUAUUCUUCUGUUAAUCCUUGAAUUAUGUUGCACGCAAGGUAUCUUAAUAUUAUGAUUCAUAAGGAAGAAUUUAAUGCCUCGCUCUUGUGGCAUCGUUAUCAAACGCUGAAUGUUGCACUUUUUUUUUUAUAACUUAUCUUACGUCAAGUUACUUAACGUAUUCAUUCUGCGACAAUGUGCUUUGGCAAACAGUUGAUUACCCCAUUCGUGAAGCAAUGCUUCGCGGUGUCGAGUGUGACCUUCAACAUGAUGUCAUACGGUAUGGUCAUCGGAUUUAACGCAUCACUGUUCUCGGAAUUGAGGAAGAGUCAAGAGAUACCCCUGGACAGGGAUUCAGAAUCAUGGUUGGCAUCACUCAUUGGAAUAACAACAUUUAUUGGAGCGCUAUUCACACCAAUUAUAAUAGACAGCAUCGGCCGAAGACCAGCAGUGAUUACCAGCUCAGUCCUCAUGGUCAGCGGAUGGAUCACAUUUAGCUUAGCCUCAUCACUCCCUGUGUUAUUGGUUGCAAAAUUUUUACAAGGAAUGUCCGUUGGUCUUGGAUCCACGAUGGGAGGACUUUUGAUUGCAGAAUAUAGUAGUCCGAAAUACAGAGGGUCUUUUAUGGCAACAAUUCUUACUUUUCUGCUAUUAGGGAGUCUAAUAUCUCAUUUAUUUGCAUUGUUUUACAAUUGGCAUCAAAUUUCGACAAUACUAGGAUUUUUCUCUUUGCCCGGAUUAAUUAUUUCUUUAUUCUCUCCCGAGUCCCCAGUUUUUUUGGCAACCAAAGGACGUUACGAUCAAUGCAGAAAAGUUUUUCGCUGGCUGAGAGGUCCAAACGAAGAUGAUGAACUCGAGAAAAUGAUUAAAACUGAUUUGAUCGUUAAAGAAUCUAAAAAGAGCCGUCCUAAAAAGACUACGUCUAAAAUAAUACAGAAAAAAUUAACGUACGUCAUUUUAACAUUCAAAAAGCGAGAAUUUUAUAUUCCAGUAUUUAUUAUGAUGCAUCUCAGUGCUAUACAUGAGUUCUGCGGUGCUCUCGUCUACGAUACAUAUGCUUUUGACAUCCAUAAGGCUUUAUAUGGUACCGAUAUCUACAUGUUUAAAGUGAUGGCAUCUCUGGACAUUCAAAGAAUUUUAUCAACAGUUCUAACAGUCUAUUUAACCAGCAGAGUACGGAGGCGUCCAUUAUUAUUCACAUUAGUUGGAUUGAAUAUAUUGGCGUAUAUCUGUGAGGCUGGAUACAUAUACGCCAGGCGUUAUAGUCUACUUCCUUUUGACCACAUGGCUAUAGGAGUAUUUUUACAUCAUUUCCAUUAUUUCACCAACGGAGCUGGUUCUAUGUCCUUGACGACUAUAAUUAGUAGCGAGCUAUUCCCAACAGCAGACAAAGGAUUCUGUGGACUGAUUCGUAGUUUGAUUUUCUCGAUCUUCGUCUUUGCAAACGUCAAAAGUGCACCGUAUUUAUUCUCCCUCAUAGGUAUAGAAGGAACAUUAUGUGCCUAUGCACUGUUACAGUUUUACUGUCAAGUUAUGUUAUAUUACAUGUUACCAGAAACAAAAGAUAAAACACUACAAGAAAUCGAAGAUAAAUUCAGAGGAUUCUCUUUGGUUGAUCGUGCAGAAAUUUUAAAAACAAAGGAUGAUGUGGAUGUUUCGAAUUGAUGCAUAAACAAAAUUGGAUAAAACAAACAAUAAUAUGCUUAGAUUACUCUUAAAAGUUAAGUUUUUUUUUCCCCCUACCAAUUUGCUGGCAGCCUAAGAGGCAAUACCAGCUACGCCCGGACGGGUAGGUGAGCUCACGGGCUCAACCUGAGAGAAUCUGCUAACACUAGCCCUAGCAAGAGCAGUGCUUCGCAGAAUCUACCACCGGAUCGGAAUCGCGACCCACUGAGAAGAUCAGUGGGCUGAGAGAUAAGAGUUAUUUACGGAUAUGAUAGCAUAAAUAAGUACGGGAAAAAAAAACAUUUAUCUACUUUGGCUAAAGCGGGAAAUGGGUUUACGUAAUAUGUAUAUAUAUAUAAUAUAUGUAUAAAUAUAAGAAUGGAAGAGAAAAAUUAGCUGUGCCGACCCCACCUAGUGGGAGAAGGUGGAGAAAAAGAAGACAUUUACAAAUGCAUUCUUCAAGUAUCUAACGAAUCGAUGUCCGUGUGCUACGCGAAAAUUAAUAACAUAUUCUUUAAAAUUGAAUCACAAAGAAAAAUAUUUGAGAUUUAUUUUUAGGAUGUCUUGCUGGAGGCCAAUUCACAAAACAGGUGCGACAGUUGAUUUAAUUAUCAUUUACUAGUGGUACCGCAGUAGUCGAAAUUCGAUUAAUUAAUUAAAUUUAAAUAUUUGUAUACUAUUAUGAUUCUAUAGUCAAAGACUAUUAUACUUCCAUAAUCACAGAUUUCGCCAAGUCUACAAUUUAGACAAAUAUUAAUAGAGACAAACAAUUAAAAUUGUUUUAAUGGAUUUUAUGACCUGGUAACUAAGACCUUUAAGUCAUGUCUUAUUUUAAUUUAUAUUAUUCAUAUUUUUAUGAAAAAUGAUAUUAUAGAGUGAAAUGAAAUGAAGAUGAUAAUUUUGAGACACUAAUCAACUGGGAUGAAAUUAAAUUAAAGGAAUUGAGAUGAUAUGGGAUGAAAUAUAGUCUCAGUAAAAUGGUGGUCAUUUACUAAGAUUUUUUCAGCGUACUUUUUGGAGGAUCCCGAGAAGUUACGUCCAGCAGCUUUGUUUCAUUUUUCCACAUUGGUGCACUUUCACAGAUAUUAAACAGUUAAUAAGCCACCAUUAUUACACAUUUAAACCCGAAGAAACACUAAAUAGACAAAAUAAAACAAAUCACACAACUUCACUCCUUGCGUUCCCGCCAAAAAGUUCAAAACCAGUAAAAUCAACAAUUUGACCACAGAUUAUAAGCAAUAAGAAAAGUUUGACAGUAAAUAAAUAGUAUGUAUGCGUGUGUGUGUCAAAUACAUGAUAGUGUGUGUGUAAUGUUUUUAUUUAUUGAUUUAAUGUAUAAUAUUUUUCGUGCAUAGUUUAAAAAAUAUAAACAUUCUGCACUCCUCUAUAUUAUCUAUAAGUGUACAAAAAUCCAUACACCUCCGUCCGCGCAAUUUUCGUAAAAAGGGGCACAAAGUUUUUGCUUCACGUAUUCAAUAUAUAGAUAUGAAUUUUUGAGGCAGUUUUCAUUUUUGAAAGAUAUUUGAUACACAGCUUCUGAGUGUGUGUACUCGGUCUUGUUUCGUGUGCGUUUGCGGCAGACAUUAGUCUCUAUAGAGGAAGGAUGAGCAACACGCGGCCCGCGGGCCCCUCGCGGCCGCCAAGCACAUCUAAAAUUUAAUUUAUUUUAUCGACUUUCUCGUUUCUGCUCGUCUUUCUGUUUUUCUCUUGUUUGUGAAUUAAUAUUUAAAAAAAAAAAAAAAAUUAAAAAAAAAGACAUGCCCGCUGAGUUUCUUGCCAGUUCUUCUCAGGACGGAGGCUAGUUUUUGUGAAUUGGUGGUAGUUCUCUUUGACGUUCAACAAGUGUGUACUGUCAUUAUGUUGAAUAAAAACAAUUUUAUUUGAUUUUAUUUGUUUUAUCUUGCAUUAAAUUUUAUUUAUGAAAUUU